This is a messenger RNA of Aspergillus bombycis, 537 nucleotides long. RefSeq lists its product as uncharacterized. Lineage: Eukaryota; Fungi; Ascomycota; Eurotiomycetes; Eurotiales; Aspergillaceae. The record is from RefSeq and is a predicted model, not a curated record. The transcript has 2 exons. The coding region runs from base 1 to 537 and encodes 178 amino acids.
AUGACUACCACUCAGAUUACAGUCAGCCACUCGCUGGCUACUCCUGACGUCCCUCAGUCAAGUGUAACGGAAUCCCCUACCGUCUCUCUCCUGGUCUCUAGCUGGACACGGUCUCAAAGCGUUCUGGACCUCGUCAACACGCUCACCACUGAAUAUGUCCAAUCCAUACUCUCCUCUCUUAGUGCCAUCGCUGACACCGAUCUUACAGCCGCGCGCAGUGCCUACAAUGUGAAAUUCCGCCUUUGCGACCACAACCCCAUCACCGCUGGCCCUGAAUACUUGAAUGGAUGCGGCGCCCACGUUGACUACGGUGCCAUUAACAUAGCCUUCAAAGACGGUCCCCCUGGCCUUGAGCUCAAGGAUGCAAAUGUGCUUGGUUCGUGGAUCCCUGUUCCAGGGGAUGCCACUGUAACCCUGACUGGCUGGUGCGUGCUCAUCCUGAGUGGUGGGCGUAUCGCUGCAGCCAGAUACCAUGUUAGACGUAUACCUGAUGUCCGUCGAUUGGGCGUUGCUUUUAUUAUUAUUACGUUGGUAUAA